AUGACGAACGAUACUCACAUUGAGUUGGUACGAUUUGCGUGGUUGAUUACGAGAACAGAUGCGAGACUCAAAACACACGAUGCAUUAUUCACCAGUUUGACCGUUACAGUCAAUGUCUUGGCUUCAAAGAUGUCUUGGAAUGAAAGCGAUUUAUUUGAUGGAAUUUCAGUUCAAGCUGCGUCUCCGUUUCAACUACCUUAUGGUGCCUUGGCUCAGGGUCUUGUUUCAGAGAGUAGGAGGGGGAGUCAAGGAACAGUCAGCUCUGGUUCAGCGAGUAGUUUAGGUGGGACACCAUCACCCCUGGAUCAGCCAACGUCACCGCCAUUCGGUGCACCAACGAAUCUGGUCCGAUUCAGGUAUUCUUCGUUGCUCAUUCUAAUUCUAAACAUACAUCUAUCCUCAAAAGAGCGAAUCAUUGGAUCCGAUGGAUGGAAGCGCCUCAAAACUUUACGAAUCACCAAAUGUUGGAACCCAAUUUACGUGCAUUUUAGCGUGCGCAUAGAUAUUUGA
Anisakis simplex (herring worm) is the source of this 510-nucleotide messenger RNA. The record is from the annotation of a GenBank genome assembly. NCBI's taxonomy places the organism in Eukaryota, Metazoa, Nematoda, Chromadorea, Rhabditida, Anisakidae.